CCUCCGCCCCCUCUCCCCUCCCAUCUCCAGCAAUCUCUCCACUCCACCACCACCACCUAGGAAUCGUCGGCGCGACGGCUCGGGCGGGGCACUCCACGCCCCCGCAUCGAUUCCUCCCUCCCACCUCACCCCGCCCCACCCCCACCCGAUCCACCGCCGAAGCCGCCCUCCGCCCCGCCACCGAUGGCGGCGUCGUUGUCGGCGAGGAAGAAGGCCCCGAGCCCGCCGAGGCACCGCCACGACGGCACCUCGGGCCUGCCGCUCGGGAUGGACUGGAGCCCGCCCCCGAAGAGAUGGGAGGGAAGGAAUACUGUAUGGCCACAUAACCCUCAAACAGGAUGGAGUUACUGUGUGAUGAUACCGUCUUGGAUCACUCAGACACCUGAAGCUAAUGCGACCCCUGACAACUUCUUGAAUUCCGUAGUUUUUUACAGGGUACAUGUUGGUAUACAAUCUCCAGAAGGCAUCAGCUCUAGCCAUGGAAUUCUUCGAAGGUUUAGUGACUUUCUAAAGUUAUCUUCUGAUCUUAAGCAGGCAUUUCCCAGAAAAGGAAUUCCCGCUGCUCCACCAAAGCAUGCCUUUUCAAGAAUAAAUUCAAGCAGGUUGCUUCUAGAAGAGAGAAGGAAUGCUUUGGAGGAGUGGAUGCAAAAGCUACUUUCUGACAUUGAGUUUUCAAGAAGUGCGCCUGUUGCUGCUUUUCUUGAGCUGGAAGCUGCUGCACGCUCAUAUUUCCAAGAUUGGAAUCAGCAUCCUUCUGAAGCGGGUUCUUCAGCAAAAAGUAGUACAGAUUCUUCUCCGCAUCCUGCUGAACAUGGUUCAGGUGUUCUCACUGAGUCCAGUCAAAUAAGUUCAGCCCUUGCUCAUGGUACUGGUCUGACAGGAGCAACUGGAAAUGGUGUGCUAGGAGAUUCUAUCUUAGAUCAGCCCAAUGAGCGGGUUAGUAGCAUGUUAAAUCACAGGAAAGAGAACCAUGUCUUUGUGGAACAUGGUGUUAGGAAUGGUUCUGUAGAUACUCAUAAGGGAAUUAUUUCAGAAGAGGAUCAUGAUUCUAACCCUGGCCAUGCCAGGAAGGACUCUGCUGAAAGUUUAGGAAGCGAUUUGAGUUCUUUGAGGGGAAGUGAGUUAUCGGUACCUGGGGUUAGUAGUUCCCUUGGAAUUGAUGAACAUAGCCAAACAGAACAAUUUACAGGUUUAGAUAUGCAGCUUUUAUAUGAUAUGGAUGCACAAAUCAUCCUUCCUGAAGAUCAAAGGCAGAAGUUUGCUAGACUUUUGAUCACCAUGGAAAGAAGGCAAGCGACAGCAAAAACUGAUAUGGAGGAUCUCAUAGCAAGAGUGAAUCAGGAAGUGGCUGUCAAAGAAUAUCUUGCGACAAAGGUCAAAGAUUUGGAGGUUGAAUUGGAAGCUACAAAGCAGAAGGGCAGAGAGGUUCUACAGCAGGCUAUCUUGGCUGAAAGAGAGAAAAUUACCCAGAUGCAAUGGGAUAUGGAUGAGCUUCGCAGGAGGAACUCAGAAAUGGAGUCAAAUCUGAAGAUUGAACAGAAUGAGAAAACUCGUGUGCAGUCAGAGAAAACAACUGCUAGUGGUGAAAAUGAAAUGUUACUUGAAGAACUAGAAACUAAACGAAAGGAAGUUGAGAGUUUGCAACAGCAUCUUGAAGAAGUUGAGGCAAAGUCUAAAGCAGAUAUAAAGGUUCUUGUUAAAGAGGUGAAAUCCCUCCGGAACUCCCAAAAAGAUAUGAAAAAAGUGCUGAAUCAGUAUCAUGAGGAGAAAACUGAAUUAGAGAGGAUUGUCAACAGAGAGAAGCAGCGGUCAACACGUGCAAGGUUGUCCCGUGAAAAAAUUCUUCACGAAUGCAGACUACUCCGUGAGCGUCUUCAAGAAUGUACUGCCAAGUUUCUUGCAGAUGAGCAAGUCAAUAUUGCUAUUGAUCCAUCAUCUUUGCCUGAUGCAUUAGAUCUUGUGACAACAUCAGACAAUAGAAUACGCCUGCUUGUUGCUGAGGCUCAACUUCUGCCAAGAGAUGAUGAACAGGACUCUUCUGAUGAUGGUGAUAAUUCUGAUGGUAAAUCCUCAGUUGCCAUGAACAGUGAAGAUGCAUAUCUUACUGAUGAAGAGACAACAAAAAUGUUAUCUGAUCUGCUUAUUGAUAAUGCACAACUGAGGUUGCGCUUGAAUUCUCUCAUCCGUAAUGCUGUAAAUACUGCUGUGAAGACAGAGAAAGAAGGUAGCGAUGGAAUCGUCCCAAAAAAGACGGUGCUUAAUUGGUUAUUGGACAGAUAGAAAAACCCGUGUAUAUUCUUGUGAAUUAACUCUUCUAUCUAUGCGGCCUUAUCAAAGUUAUAUGAUGAGUAUUGCUUAAUGCCGGAGUAAAAGGAGGAAAAAAAAAGAGUUCAAAAAUCUUCCUUACAUGCAGUGCAAGCAUGUCUCGCGGUGCUGUAUUGCUUAUUUACAGAAAUUGAUAGAGGAUAAUAUAUUUAGGUGGCUUCUGAGCAUGGCCUCCUGACGGGAGUACGUUAGGCUCAUAUGGUUUUUGGGAAGGCUUGCAACUGGAGCGAUAGAGAACAUGAGUCCCCCUUUUUUGCACCAUACUUCAAUCUGUAAUUGCAAAGCUGAUGGUUAGUUGCAUGGUUGUAUCUUUGUACAGAUGUUUCAGAUGGUGAGUUCCCAGCAGGAAAGCAUUGUACACUAUAGUUAAAACUCUGGAUUAAUCGUCUACGUAGAGUGUUCAACUGUUAAAUCAGUACU
This is a messenger RNA of Oryza brachyantha (malo sina), 2745 nucleotides long. Its product is annotated as PX domain-containing protein EREL2. The record is from RefSeq and is a predicted model, not a curated record. Gene Ontology annotation, molecular function: phosphatidylinositol binding. The coding region runs from base 184 to 2280 and encodes 698 amino acids. The transcript has 10 exons. Gene Ontology annotation, biological process: protein transport. Lineage: Eukaryota; Viridiplantae; Streptophyta; Magnoliopsida; Poales; Poaceae.